UCAACACAGAACAAACUGAGAGGUAACCUUUCUAUUCUUUUCUCCCAGCCCAUACUCAACCCGCUGCCCGUAAUGUCUCCUUUCAUCUUAGCCAUACUAGUGAUUCUGCUGGGAUCAUUCAUUUGCAGUCUAUGCGCUGCCUCAUUCCGGCCACGGAGACAACGAAAAAAUGACCCGCAGCUACCUCCUGGACCCCCAGCCUUACCAAUCAUCGGUAACCUCCACAUGCUAGGCAAACUCCCCCAUCGAUCCCUUCGUCAGUUAGCCAAAAAGUAUGGACCUAUCAUGUCCAUGAGACUAGGCUCUGUGCUCGCCAUUGUUGUAUCAUCACCACAAGCUGCCGAGCUAUUUCUCAAGACCCACGACUUAUUAUUCGCUAGCCGUCCCAUGUUACAAGCUUCCCUUUACAUGUCCUAUGGCAACAAGGGCAUGGCUUUUUCGGAGUAUGGCCCUUACUGGCGUAGCGUCAGGAAAUUGUGCACUUCACAACUUCUUUCUGCGUCGAAAAUUGAGUACUUUGCUCCGAUGAGGAGGGAGGAGGUGGGGUUGCUGUUUGAUUCGCUGAAGAAAGCUGCGGCGGCGCGUGAGGUUGUGGAUAUUAGUUUCAGUGUGGGAGACCUGAUUCAGAACAUGACUUGCAGGAUGGUUUUUGGGGAAGCUAAAAAUAGUGAAUUUGAUUUAAAGCCGCUGGCUAAGGAGAAUUUGAACUUGGCAGGAGCUUUCAAUAUUGCUGACUAUGUUCCUUUUUUAGGAGCAUUUGAUCUUCAGGGAUUGACAAAACGUAUGAAGUCAUUUAGCAAGGCAAUGGACACAAUCUUGGAGAAGAUAAUUUGUGAACAUGAAAGGGCAGCUCGAUGGAAAAAGAAGCAGCAAAUGAAGGAUUUCGUUGAUGUGUUACUUUCUUUGAUGAACCAACCCAUGACAUCCAAUGAAGAGGUGCUUUACACGCUCGAUAGAACCAACAUAAAAGCUAUCUUAAUAGACAUGAUCGUAGCUUCAUUUGACACUUCGGCCACUAGCAUUGAGUGGACACUCUCAGAACUCUUCAGACAUCCUGCUGCAAUGAAACGUCUACAAGAUGAGUUGCAGACUGUUUUUGGAUUGGAUAAAAUGGUGGAGGAGAAAGAUUUGUUCAAUCUUCCAUAUUUAGAUAUGGUUAUAAAAGAAAGCUCGAGGUUAUAUCCUGUCGGGCCACUGCUACUUCCUCGUAACUGCAUGGAGGAGACAAUAAUUGAUGGGUAUCAUAUACCGAAGAAUGCAAGAAUUAUAGUGAAUGCUUGGGCAAUUGGACGAGAUCCUAAUGCCUGGUCGGAUAAUGCAGAAGAAUUUUUGCCAGAAAGGUUUGCUGAUACAAGUAUAGACCUUCGAGGACACGAUUUUCAGCUUCUCCCAUUUGGUUCUGGGCGCAGAGGAUGCCCUGGAAUGCAACUGGGAUUAACCAUCACUCGAUUUGUUUUGGCUCAAUUAGUGCAUUGUUUUAACUGGGAGCUCCCAGAUGGUGUGUUGCCUAAUGAGUUGGACAUGAGUGAGAUAUUUGGCCUCUCGAUGCCUAGAGCUAACCAUUUGGUUGCGGUGCCAAAGUAUCGAUUGCGUGUUUGAAGUGGCCUGGAAGUAUCCACACAUCAGAAAGCUUGUACGUGUAAUUUUGAGAUUCAGAAAGCUUGUACGUGUAAUUUUGAGACUCAGAAAGCUUGUUUGUGUAAUUUUAAUAAAUGUAUCAUGUUAAGUUUUUCUUA
Hevea brasiliensis (rubber tree) is the source of this 1736-nucleotide messenger RNA. RefSeq names its product cytochrome P450 CYP736A12. The transcript is spliced from 2 exons. The record is from RefSeq and is a predicted model, not a curated record. Gene Ontology annotation, molecular function: oxidoreductase activity, acting on paired donors, with incorporation or reduction of molecular oxygen; monooxygenase activity; iron ion binding. NCBI's taxonomy places the organism in Eukaryota, Viridiplantae, Streptophyta, Magnoliopsida, Malpighiales, Euphorbiaceae. Bases 73 to 1599 code for a protein of 508 amino acids.